Molecule: messenger RNA, 1397 nt
Organism: Bufo bufo (common toad)
Lineage: Eukaryota; Metazoa; Chordata; Amphibia; Anura; Bufonidae
Gene: RIBC2
Product: RIB43A domain with coiled-coils 2
Exons: 7
Coding region: 16-1155 (379 amino acids)
Source: RefSeq, a predicted model, not a curated record
ACAAGUGGAGUCGACAUGUACAAGCUGGACCUGCCGGUAGAUCUGGACGAGGCCGCCGUGCUGCAGAGGAGGAGGAAUGCCGAGCAGCAGAGGCUGAGCCGGGUGUUUGACAGCAGAGUCAGGACGAUCGGGAUGGAUAAAGAGGCUUUGGAUGUUCAAGUACAUGACAAAAAAAUCCAAAAAGAGAUUGAAAAUAAACGUCAAGAAGCCUUCGAUACUCAAAUGGUGCAAAACGACAAAGUCCUCUGCUUAUUGGACCAGCGAGAAAAGGACGACAUCAGAAACCUAAACCAAGCCAUCAAUGAGUUCCAACUUCAGUUUCAGAAGAAAGAGGACCGUCGAGAGUUUGAUCUGUACGAUCCACUGGCCUUAAAGAAAGACCUCCCACCCCGUCUGUCCGAUGAUGACCCUCGCUGCAGUGUCUCUGGGGUCCAGCAGCUGAUGGGAGAGGACUUAACAGAAAGGAACCGAAAAAGGGAACAGCAAGAGCAGCUAAGAGAAUGGUCCCUACAGCAGCAACAGGAAUGGGCCAGAGCCUUAGAGGACAAGAAGUUUUCAGAAAGUCUCUAUGACAAAAUGAGAAUCGAACUUGACAGGCAGGCGAUGGAACUACAAAAAAUGGAAGUACAAGCGAGACGAGAGAUCUGCAUUUUCACCAAAGAAUUUAACAAAGCUCAGGCUUCAGAGUGCUUAGAAAGAAAAAAGCUAGAAAAACAACAUCAAGAAGAAGACAAUUUUGUAGAGGUCACCAACAAUUCUGAAGGAGACCUCCUGUCGGAAAACCCUGCUCAAGCGACCAGCUCCUUUGGCCCUCACCGUGUGGUUCCUGAUCGCUGGAAGGGAAUGACCCCAGAGCAGAUGAAGGAAGUUUUUGAUGUCCAGCAGCACCAGAUCCAGGAGAAGAUGAGACUAAAGGAGGAAGAAAGACAGAGACAAGCAGAAUGGGAUAGGAAGAGAGUGCAAGAGGCCCGGGCUAUGGUUCUUCUGGAACGGCAACAAAAACGCCAAGAACGGGAGCUACGCAAGGCACAGGAUCACAUCAACCUGCAGCUCGCACAGGCACAUGAAGCCCAGAAGAACUACCUUGAGCAAGAAGUAUUUGAGAAUACUCCUACAGAUGAGUAUUUUGACCAAUUCAACACAACCAGCCGAUGACCAAGGAUACGUAGAGGACCUCUGUUAUAAUGAUAUUGCAGCUUCCAUAGGAGGGGCUUUUAGGAAACCCUGUCCUAGAUGAGGGACCAUGCAAAUCUCCGGCAAUCACGUGUUUUCCACAUCUUUCUGUUAUAAAUGUAAACCAACUGCUGAGAAUGUAUCCACCAUGUGUCUGCCACAUUGUUCCACUUCUGGGAUGGGGUGUGAAGUUCUCUGAAGUUGAAAGCUGACAUUUACUUCAU